CUACACAGCUAUGUGUUAACAAUGCAACAAAUUGCUGAUGACGCCCCAAUAAGUGAAGCGGAGUUGGUCGAAUGUAUCCUUGAGGGGCUGAGGGACAAAACAUCCGCUAUUUCUAUCUUUUAUCCUGCGAAGACUGUGGCCGAGCUAAAAAAUUUAAUUCCCAGGUAUGAAAAAAUAUUGGAUGGCAGGAAAAUUAAUAAAACCACAAGCGAGAACCAAACGACAACUUUGACCACGGUGCGCUGUUAUAACUGUUCGGAGUAUGGCCACUAUGCAUCAAGUUGCACGAGAGAAAAGCGACAACACGGGUCCUGUUUCAAAUGUGGAAAGUUCGGGCAUCUAAGGACACAAUGCCCCCUGAGAGCAGUUGCUGCCGUUCCGGAUCAAGCUGUUAACUGGAAUUUAAAGUCCGUGUAGCUUUGUUAAGAGAGCGGUUAUUCAAUCGUUGUGGCCGAACGUGAGAAUUGCUGAGGGAAGAAUUUCUGAAUAUAAAGGGCUGGACGGGACGAAUUUGAAGACUUGUG
Messenger RNA from Musca domestica (house fly), 524 nucleotides. RefSeq lists its product as uncharacterized. Lineage: Eukaryota; Metazoa; Arthropoda; Insecta; Diptera; Muscidae. The transcript is spliced from 2 exons. The coding region runs from base 22 to 417 and encodes 131 amino acids. The record is from RefSeq and is a predicted model, not a curated record. Gene Ontology annotation, molecular function: zinc ion binding; nucleic acid binding.